Molecule: messenger RNA, 2205 nt
Organism: Chlamydomonas reinhardtii
Lineage: Eukaryota; Viridiplantae; Chlorophyta; Chlorophyceae; Chlamydomonadales; Chlamydomonadaceae
Exons: 8
Coding region: 55-1287 (410 amino acids)
Source: RefSeq, a predicted model, not a curated record
GUGUCCCUGCUGAUGCAUAUUUAGAAUAGCACACGGGGAGUUGGUUUCGUAGCUAUGGUGACAAUUCGCGAAGCCCUUCUCUCGGUCGCGGGAGAGGAUUCCACAUCUAUUCAGACAAUUGUGGAAACUCUUGCCGGGCAAGGAUUUCACGCGCAUGAACAGGCUGGCGGCGCCUUCUGCUUGUUAGAGGCGGACAAAGUGGCAGGCCUUAACUUGCGGCAGCGGUUAGCGCUGAAGGCUGCAGUUCAAGCUGUGGCGGCUGGCCUGGGCGUGGGGAGCGCGACAGGACCUGCCACCACGGGACCGGGCGUGGAGAGCGCGGCAGGAGCCGGCUCGCUGCCGCCGGCUGCUGCUGGGGCGGAUAUGGCGGCUGUGCGCCAAGUUGCGCGUGACGCGGCUCUGGCAGUGCUGGAGGCACAGACGGCUCCCCGCAAGCCCAAGUCCUUCUCAAGCGUCGGCAACACGGAGGCGUCCCUAUUCCUGCGCGACCUGAAGCUGGUGCAGGUCGUUGGUAAUGCUGUAUUUGAGGAGGAGCUGCAGCUACCUGACGGCACACCCACCUGCAUCGGCUUUGACAUGUCUGGCUACGCAGACGAGGACGCGGCCACAGGACCGCUGCUUGCGCACCAUAAGGAGCAGCUGAGGCUCCUGGGUGUUCGGUUUGGCCGGGCGGCCUUCGACAUCUACGACGUCCACAGCCUCAAGAGUGACUCCCUGUUGAUUCAGCACGGCAACAAGGCCUUCAGGGGGAUCUUCGACGGUUGCAUAGCACCUUACGGCCUGUCGCUCACCUCUUCGUUGACGCAAUGCCGCAUCGUUUAUGAGCACAAAAUGCCGAAGGCGCUCAACGCACGUAAAGGCCAGGCGAUUGUUGAGCUGCUGGCCGCGUGCGCCUAUGGGCCGUGCCCUGUGCUGCUGGACCUGACGGACGGCAUGAAGCACAUCGUGUACACCAUACGCGGCGCGGAGCUCAUUGCGUGGACUGAGCUGACCCCAACGCAGGCGUACAACCUGCAGGCGCGGCACCUCAUGUCUGAUACCUCUCGUACUGCGCGGGGGCUGACGCUUGAGCAAAUUCCGGAGGAGGAGCAGGCGUGGAUGCGCCCAUUGCACCAGCUGCGCCCGGAGUCGGGGCUGCACGAGCAGCUCGAGUCGGUCAUUCCGUUCCUGCCGCCGGACGAGCGCAUGCCCGCGGCGCUGGAGCUCAUCCACGCGUGGGCACAGCAGGCGCAGCAGCCGGCGCCGCCGAUGCAACUCCCCGACAGCAUGUGGGCCUUCUACUCGUGAGCUGAGGCAUCACCGCGUCCGCACCGUCAAUUGCGCUCCUCUGUCCAUGGUCCGCUUCUGUUCGUCCUGCGGACCGCGGACCUGCAGCUGGUGUCAAGGAGGGGCCUCGGAGGCUGCAGUCGGCUGUGACGGCGCCAGCUGGCGCAGCUGAGCGAGGUGCCGGCGACAGUGGCAGUGCGCAACGUGGUGGAGAACGAGUAAGGGUCCAGGAGGGCCAUGUGCACGGGCUGGGGCUGGGGCUGGGGCGGCUGGGAAGGCAAUAUUUGGCAGUGAACUGGCGAGGCAAGUGUGAGGCAAGUCGUUGAAGAGGAGAGGUUGAGAAGGCACGCGGGCGGCUGGCAGCGGUUUACGGCAAGGACUACCACGUCGUAUGACCCCGAGCAGCUCGCUCCAGGACGCGGACCCGCAGCUAGCUGCUGCUGUUGCCCGAGCGAGCAGUUACUGUGCGUGGUCCAGCAUGGGCAAGUCGAGAGGGAGCGUCUGCGGCGCGAUGGUGGUAAUGAUGAUGGGGAUGGUUCCCUUGCUGGGCUGCUGAGGCCUGCAGGAAGUGCUAGUUGCGCCAAUACGUGUGGGCUGCAAGCUUUAUGCAGCAACAAGGCUCGGGGGGAUACUGGGCCGUAUGAGGGAUCAGCGGGCAGCAUUAUUGCUCCUAGGGUUGGGGUAUCUUCAUGUUGUCAUGAUAAUAGGAAACACGCUGGUGGAGAUGCUACUGGGGCACAAGCGACCUGCAUCGCUGCAGACUGGCGGCGGCGGCGGCGGCGGCAGCGGCGGCGGCGGCGGCAGCAGCAGCGGUGGCGCGUGCGCGCAUCUUGGUAGCGGAGGGGGGGGGGGAAGGCCACGUGGAGGAGGAGAGCGCAGCGCCGCCCAAGAAGCGGCGCAAGCGCGCAGGCUGACGAGCCGGCUGAUGUCUAGGUAGCG